AUGACUUUUCACAACAACUGUGACAACUGUUUGGUUUCUGCUGGCUGGUUCGUUCGUUCGUUUUUCAGUAGAAAGUGGUGUUUUCGUGCAAAUAUUUGUGAAAUAAUUGUAAAUAAAAAAUCUGUUUUGUACUAUUGCCAUAUAUAGUCAAAUUAUUUAACCGUGAAAGUGUUUUAUGGAUAAAUUUUGGCGUAGAAGAAGUGAUCAAGCCCGUGAAGGGUAACUCAAAAUGGUAGUGGAAGCAGAUCCCAUCGCUGGGAAACGCACAGAAGACCGGGUGCACGGCGCAUCACUGCGGCCGCGGGCGGGCGGUGACGUCAUCUCCCCCGACCGUGCGGGCAGUACCCUGGACUUGGCCAUGCAGUAUUCCGCACCCUCCAACCUGGUUCUAACACCAGCGCCUGAAUGUCGAAAGCUGUCACGGGGCAUCUCCCGCGCUACAGACAACGAAGGCCUAGUUUGGGCCCUAAGAAGUAAUACGGAGCCCGAACAUAGCACACUCAACUCCGAACACAUACUGUUGCUGCCCGACAUCUCAGUCUACCCACCGGACUUCAGAACAUUCAUCGAAAAAGAUCUACUGGAGACGGCGACUCUGGUGACCCUAGAGUCCGCCGGUAUAUUGAACUGGUGGCGUAAUGGGGGCAUUCCUGGGGCUCCGAGAUUGCUGCCAUUGGCGACCUCUGGCGACGGCAAUUGCUUACCUCAUGCCGCAUCUUUGGCUGCGUACGGCUUCCACGAUAGAUUGCUUGCGCUCAGAACUAAAGUGCAGGCUCUGUUAUCAGGGGAAGGCGGAGAUGCUCUCACAAGUGCGAUAAAGCGCCGAUGGCGGUGGUCCGAAAGCCUUAGCCUGCGCUCAGCGGGUCUGACGCCCUCCGAGGCAGAAUGGGCGCGGGAAUGGGCCGACGCCGUCCGUGCCGCCAGCGCCGAGCCCCGGCCCGCCGCCCCCGCGCCCCCCGCCACUGCUGCGCCACACUACGCCGGUCUGGAGCAGCUGCACGUGCAGGCGCUGGCGCUGGUCAUGCGCCGCCCCGUCAUAGUGUUCGCGGACCGCGCGUUGCGGGACUUCCGCGGCGAUCCCAUAGCCCCCAUUCCGUUCGGUGGCAUCUACUUACCACUGGAACUAGAACCAGAGACUUGCAGCAAAACGCCCAUUUUGUUAGCUUACGACGCCGGCCACUUUUCCGCGCUGGUCCCGUGUGAACCACUACCUACUGACGGGGCGAGAGUUCCCUUGCAAGACCGCACCGGGGCGCCACUGCCUGUCAGAUUCAACGUCGACCCCGGCGAAGACUACCGCUGGGACGUGGAGCCCGAUCAGAAGACCAUAAACAACUUACUUCCUGACGAGUACCAGCGUUCCGCCAUGUUGGCAGCCUACUUAGACUUAGAGAACGUCGAAUGUCUAACCCAAAGCCAUCCGCCUGAAGAAUUAAGAAGAUCUUUAGAUGCCCUAUCAACAAAGAGUACCAAGCAAAUGAAUUCUGUUGCUAAACAAUUCGGAAGUAUCGGGAGAUCCAUGAGUUCCAAACUAAAGAGUUUUGGUUCCAUGGCGAAGUUGACGGGGAAAGGUAGUGGUAGUCAGAGUAAUCCAGAAGAAGAAGUGCCCAGAAGACAGUCCACUUGUUCUGUGCUCUGCUGUAGAGUGCUUGCGGCGAGAGCGCCCGUCCAAGAGGAGAUGGUCAAGAAUUACCUGAACGAAGCUUGGAUGGGUUACACGGCGGAAAAGAACCGCAAAGAGUGCGGCACGGCGCCGCCUCAGCCGCGGUACGGCACGGGGCGCUCGCAGUUCUACGCGGAGGCGUCACGCGGCGCGCACGAGGCCGCGCGCACACUGGCCGGCCGCUCCGCGCGACCCGCGCCCGACCGCACGCUGUACCUGUGCCGAUCGACUUUCUACGACGACCGCCCCCCAUCGCCGAAGCCUUGUCGCGCUCCCCUCUGCAUGUACUACGGCAGUCCAGAGAACAACGAUUACUGCUCGAGGUGCGCAAGACUUCAAUAAUAUCCCACCAACAAAAAUGCUAAAACUUUAAAACAUCACAAAGGAACGAAAGGUUUAACAUGAACAAUAUAAGUGUUUAUGUGAACUGGUUAAGGCAACACCUAGAACCAACAAAAAUGAUAUUUUUUUAGAAAUACAUCAAUAAAGAGUUUAAGGUCCACUUGCAGUAAUUUUGCUAAAUCUCAAUUAAACUACAACUAGAUUUAGCCUAACAUACAUUGAUGUCAAUUUGACAUUUUUCUAUGGGAUAAGAUAAGGCUAGAUUUAGUUGAAUUGAGAUUUAACAAAUUUGCUGCGAGCGGGCCUAAGUGGUGCAAUAGAAACUGUAUCUGAAACUCACAGAUGCUAAGCUAGGUAAGACAAAAUUCAACUCUGAAUAAACGUAAAUACAGGUGGCGGUAAACUUUAAGAGCAAAACUACAGACAAAUAAAUUUGCGCAGUAGACAUUUUUAUAUGCAAAGCUGAUACUGCCCAGGCUUCCUUGUCUAUGGUCGUUGCUCAUGAAGUUUGCCGCUUAAGUAACAUCAAUAAACGAUAACCUUUAAAAAAUGUGAUGAAAAUAACUAACAGUAGAAAGUUUAAAAGGGGCUCAGUUUACUUUAGAACCAACAGACGCUAAGCUAAAGACUCGCUUUUAAACAUAAAGGUAUAGUUACAUUAGAUACUAAAUGGGUCUAUAAAGAGAUUCUGAAAGUUUGGGAAUCAAUAGGCGAUCCAUCUUCAAAUAUACUUAAGAAAAAAAUAUUUUUCGAUAAAAUCGGGAUAGUUGGUCACCCUACUUGUUAGGCGUCAAUCCAUAGGGAUUAAAUAAUUAUGUUUACUGUGCUAAUAAUGUAUGUAUGUAUGCAUCCCUUCAGAUAGAUCUCAAAUAAAUAAUUUAAAAUUAUAUUAUAUUGUCAUAAAAUGUGUACUUCCAUGCACUGCUGCAGCAAAAUUACAAGCAAAUGUUGUAAUAUAUUAGAUAUUUUAUCUGGUAAACGGCAGUUCUGCUUAUAAUAUAAUUAUCAAACUGUAUAACUUUUUCUAAGUGACGAUAUUUACAUAAUCAAAAUAUGUACUUUACUUUUGAUCUUUGUUCAUUAGUCUUCAGGCAAAAUAUGCUUUGUAUUUUUAGUACUUUACAUGGUAAAUUAUAUUAUUGUCGUUUUUAUAUGAAAAUAUACUUCCGGACACAUCUAUCGGCCCACUAAGUGUUAUAAGUUUAAACGGUCUGUAGCAAAAUAUACGUUUAUGUUUGAGCAAAAAUUAAAAAAAAACGAGCUAGCCUAACAGUAGUUGCGUAUGAUGUGUAACAUUUGAAACCUCACCUUAUAUUAGUAAAAAUAGAAAUAAAACCUACUACAAAAGGAAUAAGUCAUUGGAACAUUAAAAAAUAUUGUUAUUAUUAAUUAAAAAUUCUUAAAUCAAAUCAAAUAGCGCGCGCUUUCGCGACUUCUUGUUACGCACUUCUGUCCCAUUUCACGAAAUCACUCCCACAUAUUGCAGGAAAGCGAGAGGAAAGAUGUUAUACAUAAAAAAAAACACGAAAAGAUGGUUGGUUAAUAAAUAAUUCAGCUUCAAAACUGCGUAAGUAAUAACUUUUUGCUCUAUGUAACAUUUAUUUUUAGCUGGGGACCGUCAAGAUGUGUCCGGAAAUGUAUAAUUGUAGUUGAACCGUCGGGUUAUGUUUAACAGUCUGAUGUUUGAUUUGUUUUUUAUAUGAUAACGUACCUUUUAUUAUAUUAUUAGGUUUUAUAAAAAUCCUUUCGUUUUGAUAUGCGCUAUAAGUAGUUUAUCACUAUGACGAUUGUGAUGAUUUAAUAUAUUAAUUUGUAAAAUAAACAAUAUUUCGAAUAUGGAGUUCAAAUUGUUAAUUUUAUUAGAGUCAGGCUAUUACGUUUUAAAAAAAUAACACUAACAAAUCAUCUCUUUCUAAAGCUAACUAACAUUGUUUGUUACUUGAUUGAAUUUUUACCAUUAAUAGUAUAUAAGUUAUUUGUUAUUUAGUUCAUAGAAUCAAGUAAGUAUUAACUUGUCGAGCAUAAUAAUUCCAAUUCGAGCUAAGUACAUUAUCACAACAGACGUCUUCUGAUUUAUUGAUUAAUGUAUUUGUGAUUAUAAACAAGUGCCAAAUGUGGCUUCUUAUUUAAUUAAUGUAUGGGGUGGGUACACGUGUGCAACUAAUGUGUUCAAAAUUCAGUGCCAGAAUGUAAAUGUGGGGUAAUUUUGGACAAUACAGGCAACAUUGACACUACAUUUCACACGUUUUUGUACAUUAUAAAUAUUUUGAAAUGGUUCAUUUAGAAAAUUAUGUAGCAAAACGUUGUAGUUAUAUUCCCUUAAAAUUUGUGCUAGCCAGUGAUUGUUUUUUUUUCUGUGAAAGUGGGAGUGGAUGGCUGAUCACUAUACACGUAUAUAUAUAUAUAUAUAUAUAUGGUAUAUUGCCAAAGACGCUCGGUGGUAACAUAUUUAUUGGUAGGUUGCCUACUCUUAUUUUCAUUGAUAACAGAAGAGAAUGUCGGUCAUUGGUGCCACCACCUUAGUGCAAAAUCAUAUGAGUUCAGAAGUAAUUUACAAAUGUUAGUUUUUCCCAUAAUCAUCUACCUCAUUUAAAAGCAGCAGCAACAUAAAGGUAUGAUAAAGAAGAACUGUAUUGAUAUUGGAGAUAUAUGAGUAUAUUGAAUUUUGGACUCAGGGUAUAAGCUAUUACAUAUUAUAAUCAAAUGCACUAUAUUUUUUCUAUGGUAACUCAAAAUUAUAGAUAUUGUUCACAAAUUUUACUCAUUACAUACGUUUCUAUUGUAAAGUGAUAAUAAUUACGAGCUUGGAGUGUAAUCUCCGUCCUUAUUUUGCUCGAUUCAAAAAAUAAUAACAUAGGCAUUAAAAAUUGAUCUUCUAGUCUAAAAUGGUAUGUCGUAUUCAUUUACUUUUCAUAGACUUACUUAUAUAAAUUAAGCCGUAUUACCGUUAAAUUACUCUUACUAGUGCUGUACUUAAAUAUUUAACUAAAUCGUUGACUUAAAUAGAUUAUAUAACUGUUUUGAGCUUAAAAAAAUCAUCUUCCUGUGAAUGAAAAGUAAAUGAUAUUAGUCGCCAGGAACCAUCAUGUAUUUUUAGAACAUUAAAAGUUAUUCGAGUGAUGUUGUAGGCUAAGUGAAUAGUGAAAGUAUUAAGUACAUGUUAAUAUGGUAUGAAUACAUAUUUUGAAUGUUUGUUCCCCACCUGAGGUGUUUGUAUUGACCUUUGAUUAUUUACUCCUAGAGCGUGGCAGCGCAGAUGACAUUGAAAAAAAUAUUAGCCAACAGCUAGACUCUAAUUCGUUUCCCGUCACUUAGUAUUCAAUGUAACGCUGAGCGAGACGCACGUCAUUUACAGAGUUUCGUGUUAAAAUUAUUGCUUUGAAAUGCCUAGAUACGCAAUAAAAGUUUGCCGAAAUUAAAAAACAAAGUCACUUACACCGACUUAAGUAACUCAUUAUUCACCUUUAAACAAUAAAACUAUAUCAUCAUAUUUAUUAAAAAAAUUACGACUCCAUCUUGACAUUUUCAAAGUGAUGUCAGUGUCUCAUUAUAAAAUUCCCCAAAAAGUACAAAAGUUUUUUUUAUAUCAAUAUAAAUUUAUUGUCUUGAAAACUGAAAGUAAUAUCACUUUAUUUAAUCGAUUUUUAGAAAAAUUUAAAAAAGAGCUUCAGAUUCUCGUACCCAUUGGCAUACUAUAAAACUAAGACUGAGUAUUUUUACCGAUGAAACGGGACGAGUGAGAGAUAUAGAAUAGAAACCUUUUUUUUCUAAUAGGACGACCAUAACUUAUUUUAAAUAAAGUUAAAAGUACACUACCUUUAGUGUUGAUAAUGUCACUUGUGAAAGUUGUGGAGUUCAAAAACUCACCUGUUUCAUCUAUCCAUAUCCAAUUUCUACAUAACUAACAUGACGAAAAAGAUUUGUUGUUCACCUAUCUAUUAUUUCAUUUUAUUGUUUCAUAGGACUAUUCAAAGUGGUUCAUAAUCCACACUAAAUAUUAAACCGAUUAUUCAAGGUCAAGGUAAAUUUUCAGUAAUGUAAUUUUUAAUAGUACUCGAUUUUGUUUAUAUUCUAUGACCAUGUUCGUACCACACUUCAUUUUUAAUUGUAAGAACUAAAGUAGUUAACAAUAGAUAAAAGUCGCGUCUUCACCCCUGAAAUUGGAAAUUAUAACUUCAAGGCAGCCUAACGGAUUUUCAAGCAGUUUUCCACUGCUACAUAAUUUCAAAUACAAAUGAAUUUAUUUUUGACUAACUGUCGAAAUAUGCAAAGGGAGGUUUAAGCCGUUGGAGGUUGCUCUGUUUUUUUGUUUACAAAGUCCUGUAUUUCCCGACUACCUAACGAUCCCAUAAUGAAAAGUCGGUGGGUGGACGUCAUAAUAAAAAGUUGUGGAGAAGAUUUCUGGCAACCAGCAAAAACUACGGUUAUGUGCUCAGAUCAUUUUAAUGAAAUAAUUAAUUAAAAUAAUCGUAACACAAAAGUUUUUGCGUCACAGAGGUAUGUAUUGUAUAAAAUAUCAAAUUUUAAAGAUAAAUAAUAUUAAACUACUAAAUUCAAGGCCUUAAACAUCAUAACAUGACAAAUAGGUCCAUUUUGUUUGUUACUAUAUUAUCAUGGCUAUUAUUAUUUUAGUAAAACUAAAUAAAAAACAUUGUGUGUGUCAGCUCCGACGCACGACUGGAGUUAACUCCUUAAGUUCGAUAGUCUAACCAGACGCAAAAAGAGUUUAUUUAACUUAAAAAAAGAUUGAUACUGUAUGAAAGGGUAAAUUAACAAAUUAAUGAAAAUAAUAUACAUAUAUAAAUAUGUAUAUAUUUAUUCAUUUCAUAUACAUUUAUUAUAACUAAUCGACGAAAAUUUUACAUUAAACUUUUUACAAUAGUCAAUUUCAGAUGUGCGUAAAUAUAUCAUUAGGAAUGUUGAUAAAUUAUGUAAUUAAUAUUAUCAGACUAUUAUCAUUUUUUUUAAUAUUAAUUAAAUCAACAUUGCAUUAUUAAUUACAGUGACAAGUGGUUUAUGGUAACUAAAAUAAGACACAUGGACGUUCGUAGAUACGUGGUUCACGAAUCUUGAAAAUACCGCAUCAAUGGUUGUACCAUACCUCGUUGUCUCCAGUGCUCUAUCAGAAACAUUAUCUAAAUUCAGUUCAGAUUUAAAAAAAAAAAUAAUGUCAAUCCGUCAUCUUUGUUUGUCAAAGUUGUGCGACAUAGGAUGCGCACCAAAAACGUAACGAGGUCAUUCAUCGAUAGAUUUUACUCCUCACAUUUUUCUCAUACCGGGCCCCUUAUAUGUAUAUGCAAAUCGAUUCUUAAGGAGUAAAUUCCAAAAAUUGUAACUAAUAUUUUUUAUUUAAAAUAUCCCAGUAUAAAUUUAUGCGUUUUACAGAUGUUACAACGUCUACGAUUUUUAAUUAUGUGAAUAAUAAACUAAUAUUGAUUUGAUUAAGAUUACCCACUUUUUGGGGAAUGUGGCCUAUCCUGGUAACUUACGCAUGCGCACCGAGACUAAAAUAAUGACAUAAUCGUUUCGUUGACAUUUCACGAGUGUUACAAGAUUCGUGUGUUUUGGUUUGCACAUCACGCAAACAAAUACAUAAAACCUGGUCUGUUUUUUAUCGCAGUGUUUACUAGGUGACACUCUAUCUAGAGAGUAAAUAAUCAAAGGUAUUGACGUGGCAUCUGUUUUGUUAGUUAUGUAUAAUGUUUAUAAUGUUAUUUACUAACUGCUUUGUAACAUUUCAAUGACAACAUGAAAAAGAUCUGUACUAAAGUGAGAAAACAUGACAAAUAUUUAAAGAAAUUUAAGACGUUGCAACUAUAAUUGCCGCACUCAGAAACGUCAAUUAAAUUCAAUGCUUUUCAAAAUAAAAUGGUGUGUUGUAAUCUUCUUAAUAUCUUUUGCUUUCCCUAAUUUCCUUUAAUCUUGUAGGAUACUAGAAGCCUACAAGAAAAGAAAAUUAGAUACUUAUUAUUAUUAUUUUUAUUAUUAUGCAACUUUCGCAGUGGUCGGUCAUUGGAUAGGUGACCAAAAAUUUACUAUCUCGAGCUCCGUGCUUCGGAAGGCACUUUAAGCCGUUGGUCCCGGCUGCAUCUGCAGUCGUUAGCACCUACCAAUGCGCACUGGGCCCGCGUGGUGGGUCAUGACCCAAUCUCCCUAUUCCAUCCAUAAGGAAAGCCUGUGCCCCAGCAGUGGGACAUUAAUAGGCUGGAGAUGUGAUUGCUGAUAAGUUGACACGGUUUCGAAUGUCGAUGGCUGGUGUUUUUUCUAACACAUUAAAUAUUUUUUAAAACUUUCCUAUUGUUCUACAUCAAUUAUUUAAAAUUGUACAUAGUUUAACAAGCCUUUAAUAAUUAUGUGAAUUUAAAAACGUGGCAAAGUCAAUUAAGUACAACUAGAAAACAUUUGAUUCUCAAAGUGGACGGUAGACCAAACAAGUUUGAGAACCUCUGCCUUAAGACUGUCCCAAAGAAAAUGACGAACUUUAAUCAAUCCAUAAGGUUAAUUGACGUUUCUGAAUGCUGUCGAAAAUAUAUAAUAAUUAGGUAUAUAAUAACUAGUACAUAAAUUGUAAAGCAGAGAAUAAAGAUAAUAUUUUUUCAUAUAAUGUAACAUUAUAGAGUCAGCAUAUCAUGUUUUUGUAGAUAUAUAAACGGUUUUUGAAGCUAU
Molecule: messenger RNA, 8671 nt
Organism: Chilo suppressalis (striped riceborer)
Lineage: Eukaryota; Metazoa; Arthropoda; Insecta; Lepidoptera; Crambidae
Source: the annotation of a GenBank genome assembly